UCGAUUAAGCUUAAUCGAUCACAAAUGGAUGCUAUUGAAUCUGUCAUCUCAGCUGUACAGUGUGGGCAUGUGAACCUCAUGAAGCUUAUAUGGGGCCCACCAGGUACUGGAAAGACCAAGACAGUUAGCGCUUUAUUGUGGGUUUUGGCGCAUUUGAAAUGCAGAACUCUUACUUGUGCUCCCACCAAUGUUGCUAUCAUUGGAGUUUACACUCGUUUCCUUAAAAAAAUGAAGGAUUCCGGUGAGAUAAUUGAUGAAAAUGGUCUGCCUUUUUCUCUUGGAGAUAUCUUGCUGUUUGGAAGCAGGUCUAACAUGGACAUCACCGAGGAUCUUCAGGAAGUUUACUUGGAUUUUCGUGUUGAUGAACUUGCGGAAUGCUUUUCAUCGUCGUCUGGAUGGAACUACAGAAUAGCUUCGAUGGUAUCCUUUUUUGAAGACUGUGCUUCAUGGUAUGAUAUGCUUCUUGAGGAUGAUGGCAAAAUUGAUCGAGUGUGCUUUCUGGACUUCAUAAAGAAGCAAUUUGAUGCAACAGCAAUAGCUCUGAAAAGAUGUCUAAUGAGUUUGUGGGUUCACCUUCCUGGAAGGUGCUUUUCUCAUGAUAGUGUCAUAAAUAUAUCUACGUUGCUUAAUAUGCUACAAAAAUUUGGCACCCUUCUGUGCAAAGCAGACUUGACCGAUGAGAGCUUGAAAAGGGGCCUUGGUUGUCUGUCAACUGUAAACUCUGUUUGUGUAAAGAUUAUAUCUUCACUUGAGAAGGAACUGGAUGGAGCAAGGUCUGCAUGCCUUAAAUUGCUUAAAGAUCUGCUACACUCUCUUAACUUACCUACUGGAGUAGACAAAAACUGGGUCAAGAACUACUGCAUACGUAAUGCAACACUUCUUUUCUGUACUACCUCUAGUUCUUAUCACUUACAUGACUUGAAUAUUGCACCCCUCGAUGUAUUAAUUGUUGAUGAGGCUGCUCAAGUACGGGAGUGUGAAUUGGUGAUCUCACUACGGCUACAUUGGCUAAAACAUGUUGUUUUGGUAGGGGAUGACUGUCAGCUGAGUGCGAUGGUUAAAAGCAAAGUAUAUAAAGAAGCUGGACUUGGGACAAGUCUUUUUGGGAGAUUAAUUACGCUAAAAGUUGAAAAAACAUUUGCUGAAUAUACAGUAUCGCAUGAAUCCUUGUAUCAGCUUAUUUCCAAAUGCUCAGUUUUAUGAGAGGAAGAUCUUAGAUGGUUCCAGUGUCCUAUCUCCUAGCUAUAAUAAGGAUUACACAUGCCUCCCUUUUGGCAGUUACACGUUUAUAAAUGUCACUGAUGGAAGGGAAGACAAAGAGGGCACGGGAAACAGUCGGAGAAACAUGGUUGAAGUUGCUAUUGUUUUGCAACUAAUCCACACCAUCUUUAAAUGUAUGUCUUUAAGUUGAACUCUAUCAUUUGUUUAACCUUAAUAUCCUUUCUAGUUAUUAACUUUUUAUGAAGCUACUUGGCUAAUAUAACAUGGUACCCGCAAAAAAAAACCUAGUAUAACAUGGGAUCUUUGCAAGCUCACAUGGUCUUCCUUUCUUGUACUGCAUACAACAUAACCUUCAUUGGUAGAAAGUUCUGCAAUAAAGUCCAGUUUU
Aegilops tauschii subsp. strangulata is the source of this 1609-nucleotide messenger RNA. RefSeq lists its product as uncharacterized. Gene Ontology annotation, molecular function: helicase activity. The record is from RefSeq and is a predicted model, not a curated record. NCBI's taxonomy places the organism in Eukaryota, Viridiplantae, Streptophyta, Magnoliopsida, Poales, Poaceae.